This is a messenger RNA of Spodoptera littoralis (African cotton leafworm), 2349 nucleotides long. The record is from the annotation of a GenBank genome assembly. Lineage: Eukaryota; Metazoa; Arthropoda; Insecta; Lepidoptera; Noctuidae.
AUGGCCGAUCAAGUCGACUCAAUGUCAGAUGCGGAGCUACGAACGAAACUUGCAGAGCAUGGGUUUCCUAUUAUGCCUAUUACGGCAUCCACAAGAAAGUUGUUGGUGAAAAAGUUGAAAUUAGUGUUAGACAACAAAAGUAAACCACGAGCUAGCGUCGAUAACAAGGCCGACACAAGGCGGUCACUUGCACGCUAUUCAAGCGGCGAGGAGUCCGAUUUGGAUACAACUGCUAAUGCUAAAGAGAAACGUGGCCGCCGGGCAACGACCGGAGGGGCGAUGCUGCCACCUGCAGCCAACAAGGCACGUCGCCCGCCUCCGAAGAAAGGUUCUCCCGCUAAACGGGAUUCCGACAAAGGUUCCGAAUCAGACGAAGAAAAACCUGUGAGAACACACGAAGAAGUUGAAACUGUGACCACUCGCACUAUCAAGCGCACGUACGCGGCAAACGAUGCGGACGACUACGAGACUGGCUCCGACAGCGAUGUUGACGCCGACAAGAAGACAUCUAGUCCUUUCCGAAGCAAUUCUAGGUCAAGUGACUACAUCUCUAGCACAUUACCAAGUGUUGAUGUCAACAUUAGUCCCCCUAAGACAUCAGUGUUCUCCCGUGCAUCCAUCAUACCAACAAACUAUUCAUCUACAUACUCAUCCGGUAUGACUUCUUCUGAUAAUCUCAAUUCAAUACGAUCACGGUUAGGUUUAACAUCUUCAUUGGCAGAUCGUCCAUCUACUAUUCCAACUUCUAACUACAGCUCCAACUAUUCAACAAGUACUUAUCAGCCAUCUACUUCUACUAUUGAUGAGGUAGAAUCUCCAUAUUUAAGUAACUUCACAAGACGUUUAUCGGCACUUAAGUCGGAUCCACCAAAGCCUGCAUCAUCUUAUCUUGACCGUGAUGCCAACAAUGGAAGUACUGUGUUGCCCCGCAGGUCUUACAUCACUGGUGUAAACCGUUCUGAUAUAGUAGAUUAUAAAUCUGCUACAGACAAGAAAUUUUUGAAGAAUAACCUUGUUUCACUUGCUCUGGUUGUGUUAGUUGCACUUUUUUUUUUUUGCUUAUUUUUCAUGUAUAUAGUUAAGAAAAACGACAUCACAUCAGUGGUGGACGAUCAGAACAGUGUCAUACCAAUCUGUCAGUUGAACAUACCUGGCAAUCGACCAGGUAUAAAUUGUGUGCCUAAAGAACAAGUCAGUUAUGCUAAAGAUCUCCUCAAAGUCAUACACCCUGAAUUAACUAGUCGAAUAGCAUCAUACAAAUGUGGUCAGGCAGGAACACUGCCUUAUCUCACAGAACGGGAAAUAAUUGACAUUGCCAGUGCCAAGGCAGAUACCCAUGAUGUCAGCCAGUGUCGCACUGACCUCAACAACUUGCAAGUUCUUCUCAUAAACAACCCUCGCUGGGGUCUGAAUGUGGUCCAGUUGAAAAACCUUUACACAAAAGAUAUUGAAUACUCUCCAAUUGCUUCUACUGACGUAAUUGUCCAACAAAGGACUAAAGGUACAGUUGCCAUCACACUCUCAGAUCCAUCAACACCUUUGUCAUGCUUAUUUGUCAACACUUUGUACUCUGCUGGGUCCAGUCUUAUUGUAGUUGCCCUUCUAACUUUACUUGGCUUAGGCCUUCAAAGAGCUUACAAAUAUUAUGUGAUGUAUCAGAAGAGAAAGAGUGAAGAGAUCUAUUCUAUGGUUGAACAAAUUAUUGAUGUGAUAUCUCAAGAGACUGAGGAUAGUGGAGAACCAUACAUAUCUGUGGACCAUGUUAGGGAUACUCUCAUCUCACCUCAAAACAGGGAGAAAAUGGCUUCUGUUUGGGAUGCUGCUGUCAAGUUCAUACAAAGAAAUGAAAGCAGAGUGCGCAUGGAAGUACAAUCCGUGGAUGGAGAGGAUUGCCGCGUCUGGAGGUGGAUUUCUGCCCACAGCAGCCCAAAACGCAGUGCAUCAUGGCAAGGCCAGGCUUUUGAAAUUCAGGAAGGCUCCGUUAACAACUUAGUAGUCUCUCCAACUCCCUGCCUCAAAAUACGACACAUGUUCGACAAAAACGACGACAACCCUCUAUUGAGGGUGAAGAUCCAGGAUGCCAUUUUGGAAAAAUGUGACACGCACUGCAACAUCCUGCACAUCGACAUCGACCGCACGUCGUGCUGCGUCUACGUCAAGUGCGCCUCCCCGGCCGACGCCGGCGUCGUCUACCGCAGUCUGCACGGCUGGUGGUACGAGGGCCGACUCAUCACCGUCAAGUACUUGCGCCUCGAGCGCUACAUGCAGCGCUUCCCCACGUCGCCGUCUACCGGACCCUACCUUACGUUGACCCGGCACUCACGCCGCGGUCUCUGGCCCGACGAGUAG